Molecule: messenger RNA, 2117 nt
Organism: Magnolia sinica
Lineage: Eukaryota; Viridiplantae; Streptophyta; Magnoliopsida; Magnoliales; Magnoliaceae
Product: suppressor of mec-8 and unc-52 protein homolog 2
Exons: 12
Coding region: 166-1872 (568 amino acids)
Biological process (GO): mRNA splicing, via spliceosome
Cellular component (GO): nucleus
Source: RefSeq, a predicted model, not a curated record
GCCCUAUCCGGAAGAAAAGAAACAAAGAAAAAGAAAAAAAAAAAGGAAACCCUAAUUUCGAGUCGGGCGACAGUCGUUCCCACUCGUUAAAAUCAGAGGAGGUUGUAGAUUUCUCGCAAGAAAAUCCAUAGAAUUUUAUCUUUUUGAUAUUGAUUUUUUUCCACAAUGUCGACAACGAAGAAAAAUCAUAAGGAGAAGAUGAUUCGUCGGAAAGAAGAGAAGCAAGAAGAACCGGAAGGUCCAAAAUAUCGAGAUCGUGCUAAGGAACGCAGAGAAGACCAGAAUCCAGACUACGAGCCGACUGAAUUGGGGUCAUUUCAUGCAGUAGCUCCUCCUGGAACUGUUGAUAUACGGACAGCUGAUGCACAUAAGAUAUCCAUUGAGAACAGCAAAUAUCUUGGAGGUGAUGUGGAACAUACACAUUUGGUCAAGGGCUUGGAUUACGCUUUACUUCAUAAAGUAAGGAGUGAGAUUGACAAGAAACCAGAGGCUGAAGAUGCAUUGGACGGCAAACCUAGAGUACCUAUGGAUGAUCAACCAUUGGCAUUUCGUACUGCGAUUGCAAAGUCGGUGUAUCAGUGGAUUGUCAAGCCCCAAAGCAUGAUCAAGACUAAUGAGAUGUUUCUUCCUGGUCGAAUGGCAUUUAUUUUUAACAUGGAGGAUGGGUUUUCUCAUGAUAUUCCUACGACAUUGCACAGGAGUAAAGCAGACUGCCCAGUUCCAGAGGAAAUGGUUACUGUAAGCGUGGACGGUUCUGUACUUGAUCGAAUCGCCAAAAUUAUGUCUUAUCUUCGCCUUGGAUCAUCUGGGAAGGUUUUGAAGAAAAAGAAAAAGGAUAGAGAUGUAAAAGGUAAGCUUUCUGCUGUUGGCAAUGAAUUUGAUGAGGAGGAUAACAAGCCCUCACAACCUGACGGUCGAAUAUCAAAACACCAAGCAGAAAGAGAAAUGCUACCUCCACCACCACCUCUACGAAAGAAUCACCUCGAUUCAAGAGAGAAACAAGCCCCACCUAUUGCUCGAGUGGAAGAGGACGACAUAUUUCUAGGGGAUGGUAUUGAUUAUGAGGUUCCUGGCAAAGACUUGAAUGAAAGUCCUGUUUCAGAAGACAUGGAAGAGUCCCCUCGGAAUAAGGAGAGACAAUCCUAUUUCAGUGAGCCCGUUUACGGUCCGGUUCCACCUUCUGAGCUCGCUCAGGAUUGGCAACAAACAAAUGGGUAUGAUGCCAUACAAGCGCAGGUAGCAGCCACUGCCUACCAAGGAGAAUGGCAAGAUUAUCAGUAUGCCGAGCAAUUGGCUUACCCUGAACAGUACCUCCAGCAAAAUCUGCAAGAGUACGAUCCACAGUCAGGAGCCAAUGUACUGCAGGAUCCACGUUUCAUGACUCAAGAAGACAAGGAUCGGGGCCUGGGCUCUGUUUUCAAGCGUGAUGACCAGAGGCUCCAACAAUUGAGGGAAAAGGAUGCUCGGGAGAAGGAUCCAAAUUUCAUUUCAGAGAGUUACUCCGAAUGCUAUCCCGGGUAUCAAGAGUAUAACCGUGAAGUUGUGGAUAGUGACGAUGAAGAUGACUUAUCUAAGAUGGAUAUGGGCGGUCGGGCCAAGGGCCGCCUUCAUCGGUGGGACUUCGAGACGGAAGAGGAGUGGGCCACGUAUAACGAGCAGAAGGAAGCGAUGCCGAAAGCCGCAUUCCAGUUUGGGGUGAAGAUGCAGGAUGGCCGGAAGACAAGGAAGCAGAACAAGGACCAGAAGCUCACCAAUGAGCUUCACAAGAUCAACAAGAUCCUCGCACGGAAGAAGAUGGAGAAAGGCGAUGGCCACGAUGACGGCGACCAUUACGAAGAAGACUUGCAACCUGGGAAGAAGCUUCGGAUUUGAUGCAGCAAAUGUGGGAGGGCUGCAGGCCUCAGGUCGCAUCCCUCAUCUUUUGUAUUAUUAAUCAGGAGAAAAGCCCAUGUAUUUGGUGGUUUCACCAUUUAUCCAGAGACUGAAUUUGAACUGCAGUCUAAACUGAGUUUACUCAGUGCAGACUCAGUAGUGCCCAAGAUAUCCAAAACUCUCAUCUUUGUAGGGCAUGCUUGUUUCUCUCGAGUCUGACCCAUCAGUGGUGGGCAUUAAACGCC